Molecule: messenger RNA, 6436 nt
Organism: Falco peregrinus (peregrine falcon)
Lineage: Eukaryota; Metazoa; Chordata; Aves; Falconiformes; Falconidae
Gene: SH2B3
Product: SH2B adaptor protein 3
Exons: 8
Coding region: 370-2112 (580 amino acids)
Biological process (GO): intracellular signal transduction
Cellular component (GO): plasma membrane
Molecular function (GO): transmembrane receptor protein tyrosine kinase adaptor activity
Source: RefSeq, a predicted model, not a curated record
AGCCAGGCACGCUGGGGCAGCUGCACGUCAGCCAUGGGUGCUGUCAGAUUGACCUUGCAGCAAAAUCUGCUUGAGGCAGACAUAUGAUGUGGUUUGCCAGAGCCCGACAGCCCCUCGGUCCCGCAGGCAGCAGAGCAUCCCCUGGGGACAUGUGCUCAUCCCUGGCUGUGCCGGUGGCAUGGUCACGGCUCCCCAGGCUGGUGGGGCUGGGUGGAUCUGGCAGGCGAGGCAGCUCCGUCCCUGGAUUUCUGCAGCUUUUCAUGUUGUUUCCUCCCCUCCUGCCCCCACUCCAGUUUUAUCAGCUCUGUUGAAAUAGGUCUCUGGAGGGAAACCCAUUGGCGCGGCGAAGCCUUGGCAGGAGCAGAGCGGAUGUGGCCUGGCCGGGUGUCCCCGCGGGGUGGCGGGCAGCUGCAGGCAGCUGUGCUGGCAGGAAGCCGCGCAGACGUCCCACUCCGGGACCUGCCUGUGCCCCACCUCGCAGGUGGGGAAACUGAGGCACGGCCCUGCCAGUGCAGCCACCUUGCUGGAGCCACGGCAAUGAAUGGGCACGCUCUGCCAGCCGGCACGCCAGCGCAUCCCCGGGGCUGGCAUGAGUUCUGCGAGCUGCACGCCAUCAGCACCGCCAAGGAGCUGGCGCGGCACUACCUGCGCUUCGCCACUGAGCACCCGCACCAUGACCUCCUGGCCGCCGAGAACUUCUCGGUGCAGUUCACCGACCUCUUCCAGCAGUACUUCUGCCAUGAGGUGAAAGAGGGCUUUGCCAUGAACCAGCUCCGCAUCCUGCCCACCGGCCCGGCACGGGAUUACCGGGAGACGCACCGGCGGCACACAGAUGCCCCUUUGGGCACAGUGGCCACCAAAGCUGAGGCAGAGCCAGGCGUCCACCCCGAGCAGCCCAGCCGAAGCCCCGAGGCUGCCCCGGUGGGGCUGCACAAGUCCUGGAGCUCAGAGGAGCUGGCUGGGCCAGCACGGCGGCCCUUCUCGCUCAGCCAACUGCGCAGGAGCUGGCGCAGCCUCUUCCGACGCCGUUCCUCCGAUGCCCUCCCCGGGGAUGGCGAUGGGGAGGCUGCGGCAGAGGUGGCUCUCAAGCCGGGACUGGGCAAGCGCAUCCUCCCGUGGGGACUGUCGCGGGAGCAGCCCCCCGAGGUGCGCAAGGAGGGGCUCCUCAAGUACGGGCUGCUGGACGAGACCUCCCUGGACAGCGGGACACGCUGGCAGCGCUGCCGCCUGGUGCUGCGGCGAGCGGGGAUGCCUGACAGCGAGGAGUACGUGCUGGAGCUCUUCGACCCGCCCAAGGGCUCCAAGCCGAAGCUGCACGCUGCCUGCUCUGCCGUCCAGGAGGUGCGGAGGUGCACGCGCCUCGAGAUGCCCGAUAACAUCCACACCUUCGUCCUCAAGGUCACCAACACCACUGAUGUCCUGUUUGAGGCAGGGGACGAGCAGCAGCUCAGCUCCUGGACGGCCGCCAUCCGGGAAUGUGCGCGCAGGGGGUCUGACACGGGUGACCCCGAACUCCUGGUGUGCCGGCACCCUGACCCCACGGCUGCCAGCCCCACCACCAGCACUGACACUCUCAGCCAAGCAGGGGCGACGCCGGGGGACCCGGGGGAGGCGGCAGGGCCGAAGAUGGAGCAGUUCCUCUCCUCCUGCCCCUGGUUCCAUGGGCCCAUCUCCCGCGUGAAGGCGGCUCAGCUGGUGCAGCUGGGGGGGCUGGAGGGCCACGGUGUCUUCCUGGUGCGGCAGAGCGAGACGCGUCGCGGCGAGUACGUGCUCACCUUCAACUUCCAGGGCAGAGCAAAGCACCUGCGGCUGGCGCUGACGGAGCGGGGCCAGUGCCGCGUCCAGCACCUCCGCUUCUCCUCUAUUGUGGAGAUGCUGCACCACUUCCAUCGCUACCCCAUCCCGCUGGAGUGCGGGACAGCCUGUGACGUCCGUCUGUCCAGCUACGUCGUCGUCCUGCCCCAGCUGCAAGCUUUCUCAUUACUGUUUACACACCGCUCGUGCCUGCAUCCCUGCGUGCCAAGCAUCGCGCUGUCGGGCUCGGUCUCACACCUGUCCCUGACACGACAGUGCCCAGCGAAGGAGCCAGAGUCUUGCGUUACACUCACUUAAUUGGAGAAAGGAAAAGAAGAAAAAAAAGGAAAAAAAUAAAAAUUAAGAAAAAAAAGAAAAAAAUAAUUUUAAAAAAAGUGGAUUAUAAUUUCAUCAACCAGUUGCUGCUCUGGGCCACACACAGGCGAAGAUGAGCCCCGUCCUCCUGUCCCAGCACCCUCCUGUCCCAGCACGUGCUGCCGCUGCUGAACGCACCAGCAAAGCCCGACUUGCCGGAGCUGAGCUCCCACGUCGGGUGAAGAUGACGAUUGUGAUCAGAGUUUGGGCUUUGUUGUUAAAUAAGGCAAAAACUGGCUUUUCUUGUUCUUCUUUUUUAACCUAGCACAGUUGCAGUCACUGCCUGCACCAGCUGGAGGAAUCCUUACACCAUUAGCCUUGCUAAUUAAGAUGUGAACACUAACUGCUCCAUCAUUAAUAAUGUCACUAGCUGAGAACUAACACGGAGACUGACAGCAGACCGCUCCUCCUGGUGAUGGAGGCAUUUUAUCCUGGUGAUAAAGGCGUUUUAUCCCGGUGAUGGAGGCAUCUUAUCCCAGUGAUGGAAGCAUUUUAUGCACAAUCUAAAGUAAUUUUGUUUUUCCCCAAAAGAUUUUUUUUUCACCUUGCCAGUGCAGGUGGCUGCCCACCCCACUCUUGCUUGCCUCCCCCCCUGCCCAAAACACUGUGUAAUGAGGAGUGUGGGGGUAUUUUAAGCUAUGCAACAGCCUCUGGCAGGUGAGGGGGGGUCCCUUUGGCAUACCCCUCCCUACCUGGAGGAAAAGCCUCUCCCAGCCAUCUCCCCCCAAGCCUGCAGAGGGGCUGCGCCCCCCGGCAUGGCUUAGGUAGAGGAGGCCGGAGGGUCACAACUCGGCGGCUGGAAUUACACACACAGCGGGCGCUUCAGCCUGUUCGCUGCGCGCAUCUCGCCCUAGGAGCUUGCACAGCGAGCCACGUGCCGAGCACUGCUCCAACUCCUGCAGGAACAACCGUGCAGCCACCAAAUCCCCAGGGCUCAACAUCCCCCCGUCCCUGGCAAAGGGAGAGCAGCACCGGAGCCAGGAGCUUGGCUGCGCCCCAACUUCCACGGCUGCUUCCAGCCCUGGUGCCACUUUACCUGGGGCAGCCAGCGCGGCCACGCCGGGAGAGGAACCACUUCUUAGAAGCUGCCGUUAUUUUAAGAAUAAGGAAGGGGCUGGAGCCCUUGCGACACACAGGAGGGGAUGUUCGCAGAGUUCAACUUCCAGAUUUCUCAGCGCAGCCGGUGCGACACUCCCUGGGAUUUCGGAUGCAAGACUCGCCUUGAAAUUGCUUUAGAGGAAAGCCUUUUCUUUUUAUUUCCCUUGAAAUGGCAAUAGAGGUGGGAACCCUCAGGAGCGUUAACGUUUAGGAAUGAAUUUACAAGCACACAAACACAAAGCUUCCUUGGGGCCAAGCUAGGGAGUUUUGCAAAAAUCCAGCCCCUAGGCAGGGCUUUGCUGUUAAGCCUGGUGAGCCCAGUCAGUAGUGGAAGCCCAAGGAGCCCAGUUCUGCUCAAGGUCAAGCACUGAAGAUCAUGGUGCUGUGCUGGGCUGGCCCAGAAAGGGCCGAUGGAGCGCAGGCAGGAGCCAGGACCAGGCAGGGCUAAAACAGCCAGGGCCAAACACAGCCCAGGGAGCAGCCGUGAGAGCAAGUCUGGUUUUAUAAGUAGUAGUCAAAGUACAAGGGCUGGGAGAAACAGGAUACCAUCGGCUUGAGAAACCAUUUUGGAUUUGCGUUUUGUGCCUCCUAUCCCUUGCCUCAUUCCUCUCCUGGGCUGUCUUUGUGCAUUUAGAGCAGGCAAAGCCUUUCCCCCCUGUGCCUUCUCUGUUUAAAGCAACUUGAGAAUGGGUGCAUGGGGAGGAAUUCUCUGUUUCGGGGGGACACCAGCAUUUCCCGGCACUCAGCACAUGCCGUUCGUUGCACACUCACUCUUGAAACCGGAGCAUUAAGAGCAAAUUGCACUGGCCGGUUGCACCUCCAGCACUGCCAAACCCAGAGAGGCUGCUGGAGAAACAAAGCCAGCCCUGUCCUCAGCUGGAGCUUCUCAGCCGUAUCCGCAUCCCAUUUUCCUCCCCAGCGCAGCACAAAGGCUGCAGCGAACAGCAGGAGUGUAUACCGGGGCUGCUUUGUGCCAGGCGAGUCAGCUCCCUCCAUUGCUAAUAAAUAACUCCCCGUGGUCUUGCGUUUGUGGGGAUGGAGAAGGGAAGGGGAGGAAGCAGAGCACAAGCUGUCAGCUCCUCUCCUUGCUCGGUGCACGGUUCCUGGAGCACGCACACCUGGGAAAAUGCUUGCAUGUGCUAAAUCUUGCUAAGGUUCAAAGAGCUGAUUUUUAGUCCUGCUGAGCUGCAGGCAGCCACAUUAAAAGGAGGCAUUCCCCAAAAGAUGAGGUGGUCUCACCCAAAUCACCCUAUGCUCAGAGCAUCUGCAAGGAAGAAUGGGCUGGGAAAAGGCAUUGGUAUUCACAGCCGGUGCAGCCCUUGGCAGAUCAAUCCGAUGCUGGUGCUGCUGGGAUGGGUUGUUUUGGCGCGCUGGGGCUUAUUGUUCGAGCGCCAACAACUAAACAUGCACACACGUGUGGUAUUUUUAACCUGCAGUUUAAUUGCAAGGGGUUUCUCUGUAGUUGAAAUGGAAAUUGCUGUGCUUGAUUAGCAAAAUAUCUGAGUUCAUUAUCACCCCGUCAGCCUCUUCCCCUGCACAGACAAACUCUGGUGGAUGCGAACGCCCAUUCUCCCCACCAGUGAGUGGUGGGAAAAGUCUGAUUAUUUACAUAGUUAUUUAAUAGUUAUUUCCAUCUCACACCUCACCAAGGUGGCCAUGGGCUGGCCAGCCACCCAGCUCCACCACCUCCCCACCUUAUCCUCCGCUCGGACCUGCUGUGGUCCUGACCCCAGCUGCACCGAGACCCGAGGUGGGGUGGGGGGUGGCCUAUUUCCCCAGCUCCUGGAGGACCGAGUUUCAAAUCCCGUUUCUCCUAGAAAGCAUCUGGCUUGCAACCCAGGUCAGAGCCUGACCUGCAGCCCUACCUCUGCUCCUGCCAGCGCACUUGGCGACGUGAAUCCAGCCCGUAAGGUACAGCAGUGGGCAGAGAGCAUUAAGCCAUUCCAUUCCUAUGGAAUAUAAGAAACUUGAUGGAAUUUUUAUGUUCUUCUAAUAACUUGGAAAAAGAGCCUAGGACUUUGCAGGUUUAGUUCCCCAGCCCAUGUGGGCCUUUAUUGGCAUUUAUGAAGGAUCAGCAGAGUUUUGGGAGGAGGGGAAGCCAAGGGCAGACCCCCCGCACAGCUGCAGGUACGGCCACCUCCUGGGCUCCCACGGAUGAGAAGGAGCAUUUCCUAGAGUUGAAAUAAAGUCAGACGUGACCACCGGCUUGUGCCUUGGCCCCGGAGCUGGGCAUGUGCCACACCAGUUCAGACCCAAUGUAACAAAGCCAGGACGCCAGUGGCAGCACUGGCCGGUACCCCAUGAUUGCUGCAGCCUCCCCAGGACAGGGCUGCCCCAUUCCAGCCGGCACGUGGGGACAGUUGGUUUUGGCAAGAUGCCGUCACUCUCUGGGAUAGCAGGGACCUGGCUUAGCGCAGAACCUGCCAGCUGGGUCCAGCCAGAACUUCCCCCCCAUCUCCAUCUCACACCUGGGAAACCACUUGCUGUUUGCUGGCAGACCCUCCCCCUGGGUGGCCUCUGCCUGUCCAGAGGGGUUAGUGGUUCUGAAGAUCAGGACAUACAGCAUUAUUUAACCUCUUCAUCCCUCCCUCCCUCCUGCACCCCAGCCCUGAGGAAUGGCAGCAGGUUACCAAACACUGACACCACCGCCGCCUCACCCGUCUUUUUUUGCAUUAAAACUAUUCUGGGGCAAAACUUUGUGGAAUAGGUCCAGGUGUAGGGUGAGGCCAAAGCUCAUUUCUUACAGCUCUGGACCACAGAACGCUGCUGUCAUCCAGCCUGCGCAGUUUUAUUCUUAACAAGCAUAUAAAGCCUUGAAAUCUCGACUAACAGGUUUGAGUACAGUAUUCCAAAUUUUAAUUUAAGCUGGUUCGAUCCGAACACACCCAACCUUCGCCAGCAACUCCAGAGGCCGGGAGGAGACUGUGCGUUCUCUAACUCAGCCUUUAGCAGGAUGAUUAAAGCCAACGUUUUGUUGGAUGAGAAGCAUAUUGAUUUGAAAGUUCUACUUUUCACCUGCACAGAAGAGUUGUUCUUGUAUAGUAGGUUUUUCUAUAUAUUGUUUCUGUAUGUACUGUACAAGUAACUUAUUCUUGAAUAAUGCAAUUUUACCAUAAUAUAAAAAAAAAAUUCUGCUCUUAAUAAACUGUUUUUAGAACUUUUUUUCUCA